Lytechinus pictus (painted urchin) is the source of this 6975-nucleotide messenger RNA. RefSeq lists its product as uncharacterized. Lineage: Eukaryota; Metazoa; Echinodermata; Echinoidea; Temnopleuroida; Toxopneustidae. The transcript is spliced from 2 exons. Gene Ontology annotation, molecular function: zinc ion binding; nucleic acid binding. Gene Ontology annotation, biological process: DNA integration. The coding region runs from base 1700 to 5977 and encodes 1425 amino acids. The record is from RefSeq and is a predicted model, not a curated record.
UGUGAUGUAUGAACUGAAGACUAAUGACGCAAUCUUCAUGAGCAGCCUUGUACGCAUGCGCGACAGAGAGCAAGAUGGCGUAACAUUAAAUGGCAGACACUACUCUACAUCGCUGUGCUAUUAUCUCAUUAUUAUGUAUCCCUUUAAGAACCACAACACGAGAACAUAACAAUUUGGCGACGAGGAUGCAGGGAUAAAAAUGAGAGUAUAGAUUGGACUUGAUUUCCAGUAAGUGACAUGCAUUGCGGAUAGCUUUUGGAAAUUAGCCGCGGAUAUUGUCAUUGAUACACUGCACUGCAGAGCAUAGUGUGAUCGGUCAAUCGCAGCCUAGCCGUAAUUUGGAUGACGGAUGAAUGUGGCUUGUUGAAAUGAACGCUUUGCAGAAGCCUCACACCGCUCAUGCCAGCCUAUGUUGAGACCGAGUUAUGUAGUGUCUACAGCCCAUAGCAUAGGCAUAACAUUGACAAUUGUUGUAAAUUAUUGCCUAGCCCUAGAUGUUACUGGUAGUUGACAUUGGACUAUUGACAUAGCAAAUUGGAGCCAACUUCAAGCCCGAAGUCUCCAAAGCAGCCCAGCCCAGCAGCAAGCAACAGAGCCCAAGGACCAAGCCGAUCGAGGACCCAGCCGAGACCUCUUUUGCCAGGUUCAGCCCAGACGGUGUUGCAUUCAUUAGUCAAGUCCAGCCAAGCAAGUUUUGAGUCUGCAAGCCAGGACAAAGUUGUCGUGCCAAGAAGACUCAAUACAAAUUCAAGCCAAGCUGCAUAAUUAAUGAAUGAAACAGAAACAAAACAUCAAAGACUUUAAAGACUUUUUGAUGGACUUAUUAUGAAUAAUAAUAAACACAGCAUUUAUUUAUUAUGUACCGUGACUUAAUCAAAGACUAAAGGUAAGAUUAAGACAAAUUAGUCCAGGUCCAAAAAUACAUUAUAUGGUUGUAAUUGCAACGUGUUGGACUAAAGAAUUGGUCGAAACAUAGAUCUGGUCUAAUGUAACAAAGUACCGUACAUGCCCUGGUGAGUUGUUACACUGUCACUGGUCCAAUUAAUUAGGUAGUAUUUAGAUUUAGGUCAUUAAAAUAGCAAUUAUAGAUCUAGGUCUAGAACCAUCAGGACCAAGCCCAAGACUGAAUUGAGAUCUGAUGUUUAUACAGUAAAUAACGAUAAACUUAAGCCGAGUUUAUGCCGUAGUCAUAUAGCAAAUUGGUCCAGUCAACUGGUCUAAGACUAUGCAAGUAGGAUCAGGCCUAUGAAAUUUAGGACCAACAAGAAGUUCCAGGUCUAAAAAAAAAACAGGACUAGGUCUAAUCAGUUGUAGGACUAUAACUUAGGCCCAAAGUGUUGAUCGAUUAUAGUCUAAGACUUAGCAAUUAGGACCAGGACCCAGUGCCUAUAUUUGCUAUGCAAUUGAAUAACUGCAGCCCCACGACAUGGGAGUAGUCCCACAUAUACCAGUUGUGUGUAGUGAUAUAGUAUUGUCAAUCGUUGGACUAUAUAUGUCGUUCUAGCUUUGUUUCAGGUAUACAAUAAUGCUUUGUAUAGGCAUUAUGUACUAAGAAAAUAAGCUUUGCUUACGCGCAAUUGCAAGAUCAAAAUCAUAUUUUAUGAUCAAUAAGUCUUGAUAUACUUAGUGUUACAGCUACCUAUUGUGUAGUCACAAUCAAGUUAACAGCUGAAUUUUGUACAACAUAUGAAUCAAAAUUAUGGCAAGCCAACAUAUAGGUAGUGUGCCCAAACUGAGUGAUGGGUACAAUUUUGACGAAUGGCUUGAACUCCUAGAAGCAUGGUUUGAUGCUAACAAUAUACAGGAAGAUGGGAAAAGAAGGGCAAUAUUUCUGACCAAUCUUGGUAGCAAGAGCUAUCACAUUCUCAGAGCUCUCUUGCAGCCGAGUAAACCAAUAGAUCAAACAUACACAGUAUGCAAAACUACGCUUACGUCACACUUCGUACCAAAGCCUACCGAAAUUGUUCAGCGCUAUAGGUUUUACACUUGUGUGCAAAAGCAAGAUGAGUCCAUACCGCAAUUUGUAGCAAAUUUGCGCCAAUUAAGCGAAGGCUGUAAUUUCAAAGAAUUAGAUAACAUGAUUAGGGACCGCUUAGUAGUGGGUUGCCGGGAUAUCGCAAUUCAACGCAAGCUGUUAAGUGAGUCGUCCCUAACCUUACAACAUGCACUUCAGACCGCCACAGCUAUGGAGGUAGCAGACAGAGAUGUUGAAAAGCUCAAAGUAUUAAGUAAAGGGACCGAGUCACCUACAGUUCAGAAGAUGCAGGACAGAAGCCAGCAUAAACCAUUUGUGUCCUCAUCGCGUAAAAAUACACAUCAAAGACAGAAGCAGGACAUGCAGGAAAAGCCUCAAAAGCCAAGCCAAAAGAAACAGGAAAAACCUGCCUCAAGAUGUUGGAGAUGUGGUUCAGGUGAUCAUGGCCAGUCAGCAUGUAGAUUUAAGGAUGAGAAAUGCUAUCAGUGUUCUCAAGUGGGUCACACCCGCAGCCAGUGUGAGAAGAUCAAGCAAUACAGAUCUAGAAAGAAAUAUGCAAACCACUUGAAUGGUGAGGAAGGUGCAGAACUGAUAGAAAACAUGCCUAGUGGAGAACUCAGACACCUUAGGGGUGGAAUGGUAAACAAGAUGGCAAAGUACAGUGAACCGUUCCAGACUAGCCUAAGCCUAAAUGGGAUCCAAGUUAACUUAGAAAUAGACACAGGAAGCCCCUGGACGAUGAUGUCGCAGCAGGAUUUUCAUAAACUGGGACAUCGAGCUGAUGUGAAGCAAGCAAAUGUUUCCUUGAAAACAUACACAGAGUCAUCAGUACCAAUCAUUGGUGAGGCAAUGGUAGAAGUCAAGUUUGAUGCCAGCCAACCACCAAAGAAGUUGACACUUCUUGUAGUUGAGAAAGGUGUUGCGUUACUGGGCCGAGACUGGAUGCAAGCCGCACCAGAAGGAAUCUACAGAUUCCUACAGAAUCGCCUCAACCUUCAAACACAUGUUUCCAACAAUCCAGAAACCAUGCAUAAGAUACAAGCUACCUUACAAGACAUGUUAGUGAAGCACAAGCAAGUGUUUGACUGUUCAAAAGUUGGUAAACUUGAAGGCUACCAGGCAAAGGUGCAUCCUCAAGAUGAUGGAGAUAAAGCCAGGUUCUACAAAGCUGCACCAGUCCCAUAUGCAAUGCGCCAGAAAAUUGACGAAGCCAUCGAUGAGCUACAGGACCAAGGCGUGAUUGAGCCGGUGAAGUUUGCUGAUUACGCAUGUCCUAUCGUAGUGGUGAAGAAACCAAAUGGUAAAGUCCGCAUAUGUGGCAACUAUAAGUUGACAGCAAAUAAAGUUCUAAGGGUGGAACGGUACCCAAUUCCGUCGCUCCAGGAUAUGCUCCAGGACUUAGGUGGAGGUCAACAGUUCAGCAAGCUUGACCUUUCACAUGCAUACCACCAGAUAGAACUUGAUGAACAAGCAAGGAAGUACACCACAGUAAAUACACACAGAGGACUUUUUCAGUACACUAGGUUACCCUUUGGUAUAGCCACAGCCCCUGCGCUCUUCCAAAGAGCAAUGGAGUCACUCUUAGCUGACAUACCAAUGUGUCGCCCGUAUCUAGAUGAUAUUAUAGUUAGCGGGAAGACAGAUGAAGAACACAUUGCCAACUUGCAAGCUGUACUGCAUUGCCUAGAGAGUAAUGGACUUCGACUGAAAAGGGAAAAGUGUGAGUUCAUGAUGGACUCGGUGGAGUUCCUUGGCCACAAGCUGGAUCAACAUGGAGUUAGCCCACUCCCGGACAAGAUAGAAGCCAUAAAGAAGACUCCAAGACCACAGAACCAGAGUCAACUACAGGCAUACCUAGGACUUCUGGGCUACUAUCGGAAGUUUAUACCAAAUUUGACCAAAGAGAUCGCCCCACUAAUAACACUGUUGAAGGCAGAGUAUGCUUCAGUGCCAAAGAAGCAGGGAGACCGGAACAAAGCAGAUCCAAACCUGAAGUGGGGAGGAGACCAAGAAAGAGCCUUCCAGAAGUCAAAGGAACUGGUUCAGAGUGACACAGUGUUGACACACUAUGACCCCAGUAAGCCUUUGUUGUUGCAAUGUGAUGCAAGCCCCUAUGGUCUAGGUGUAGUCCUCAGCCAUGUAGGAACAGACGGUCUAGAGCAGCCCAUUUCAUUUGCAUCACGCACGCUCACUAGAAGUGAAGCAAAUUACGCCCAAUAUGAAAAAGAAGGACUCUCUGUCAUUUUCGGUUUAAAGAAAUUUCACAAGUACCUGUACGGAAGACGAUUUACAAUCGUCACAGACCACAAGCCGCUGUUAGGCAUAUUCGGUGACACCAAACCUGCAAGCCCCAUGGCCUCUGCACGGUUAGCCAGGUGGCACAUGAUCCUCUCAGCCUACGACUAUGACAUCAUAUACAAGGAAGGUAAACAGCACCAGAAUGCAGACGCCCUUUCACGCCUACCCUUGGCAGAUGAUCAAACAGUGUGGUCGCAUCAGAGUCUUGCAGAGCUGGAUGAGCAGCCGCCAGUUCAAAUCAACAUGCUGGAUAUUGACACAAGACCAGUUGAAGCCGAUGAAGUCAGAAGAAUCACCAAAAGGGAUCCUGUUCUCGCAAGAGUAACAGCCUAUGUGAUGAAUGGAUGGCCAAACCCCAAAAGCGUUCCACCAGAGCUCAAAGCCUUUGCGCAGAAGAAGGAGGAACUCUCGAUUGAGGAUGACAUCAUAUUAUGGGGGCAUAGAGUGGUCAUUCCAGACAACAAGCAGAUGAGACAAAGAAUCCUUGAUGAACUUCAUGGGACUCAUCCAGGCAUAGUCAAGAUGAAAGCACUUGCACGAUCCUUUGUAUGGUGGCCAGGCAUCGACAAAAUGUUGGAAGAGAAGGUGAAGACCUGUACAACUUGUCAGGAGCACCAGCGAAGCCCACCACCUGCCCCUAUCCACCCAUGGGAGUUCCCAGAACGUCCCUGGAGUAGGAUCCACAUCGAUUACGCCUACAUCGAUAACCAGAACGUGCUGAUUGUUGUUGACGCAUACACCAAGUGGAUUGAAGCUAUUAGAGUAGCACACGCCACUGCAGCUGCUACAGUCACUGCCAUGCGACGCCUGUUUGCAACGUAUGGUAUUCCAGAAACAGUCGUAAGUGACAACGGCACCCAGUUUGUCUCUGAAGACUUUUCGAACUUCCUGUUCAACAACAAUGUAGAACAUGUGCAAACAGCCCCAAAACACCCUUCCAGCAAUGGCCUUGCGGAAAGGGCUGUGCAAACCUUGAAAAGUGGAGUUAAGAAAACCAGUGGAACAUCAUUGGAGAUGCGCAUCCAAGUAUUCCUAAUGACCUAUCGGAUAACUCCACAAGGAACUACCAUGAAAACACCAAGUGAACUAAUGUUCAAAAGGAGGAUCAGAAGUAGAAUGGAUCAUGUCCGUCCGAACCUGCACAAGUCGGUUCAGAAGCAGCAAUCUGCAAUGAAACAGGCGGCAGACAAGCGCUCAAAGAUGAGACAGUUCAAGUUGAAUGAUACUGUUCUGGUGAAGAACUUUGCAGCCGGACCAACUUGGCUCAGAGGAAUAGUAACCGAAACACUCAAUGAAGUCAUGUACGUGAUAGAGUUACAGGAUGGUAGAGAGGUACGCCGCCAUGUGGAUCACAUUAGACUUUACACUCUAUCGCAUGGAAAUGAUCAUGACAAGGAAGAAAUGCCUGAUCAGAACACCAAUCUACAACCAGAGAUUCUGAUUCAACAGACGCAGUAUCCAAGCCAGACAACAGAAAAUCCCAAUAUGGCACCUAGUACUAGCGAAUCCUUAAUUUCAAACACUGAACAGAGUAUCGCUGAUACUACAGCCAUGUCACAGCAGGUCCAAACAGAGUCACUAAGUGAUUCUGAUGGAGCUGUCAUGCCAAACAUGCCAAAUACUAAAGUCAUGUCAGAAAGACGAAUGUCCAACCGGAAGUCAAAGACACCCUCAAAGUUAAGAGAUUUCAUUGUAUAUCAUUAAAGCUAUACACGAUAGCAGCUUUAAAAAAAAAAAAAAAAGGAAAAAAGCUGUUAACAUGAUUGUAAAUAAUGUUGGAUAUACAGUUAGGAGAAACACUUAAAGCCACGUUAAAAGGCUUCUAGUUGGUAUUGAUACUAAUUUGUAAAGAAAAGGAAAGAGGUAUGUUAUAAAUUGGUAAUUCAAUUUGAUAGUUGAAUGAUUAAAAAAAAAAAAAAAAAAAAAAAUAGAGGGUGGAGAGAAGAAUGAAGUUCUAUAGGUAGAGAGAAAAAGUGUUACCUUUAAAUUUGAUAUGGAGGAAAAUAAUGACAAUCACAAGUGUUGUAAUCUUGAAAGUUUGUUUAUUGGAGAAAUAUGAAAAGCACAUAACUCGCAUUCAUAUAGUAAACUAGUCUGAGAUUUAGAUUUUAGCCGUUAUAUGAGUCGUGAAAAUUGUAUUUGGAGUCAUUCACGAGAUAUUAUUCAUUGAUGCAAACACAUUUAUGCAAACUUAUUGAUAAGGUUUAGUAUAUGAUACAGUCUUAAGGAUUACAUUAUUAUUAUAUCCUGAUUCAUGUGAUAAGAGUCACACAGUUUAUGCUAGUGAACAAUUAACAGAUAACCCAAUGAAGUAAAAUGCCACCUGUAGCUAUUUCUUUAUAAAGUGAGAUUUAGGAUGAAGUAUAUUCAAAGAGGUUAGUUUGAAAUAGCCAUGUAUGUUUAAUUGAUUAUGGUUAAUUGUUGAGUAUAAGCAAAGUAUUAUGGCGAAGUUUAGCCUAGCAUGCCUAGUUUAGUAUUACUGUUAUCUGGUUACAAGUUAUACAGUGUUACUUGUUGUAUCUAUUGUUAUACUGGGUAGUGAAUGUAUUACAUUAGCCAGUUGAAAUGAAGCAGGAUAUGCUCCCAAUUAAAAGGGGAGGAAUGUGAUGUAUGAACUGAAGACUAAUGACGCAAUCUUCAUGAGCAGCCUUGUACGCAUGCGCGACAGAGAGCAAGAUGGCGUAACAUUAAAUGGCAGACAC